GUCGAGGCGCGCGCUCCUCCGGCCGCCGCCAGCUGCAGACGGGCGCUCUUCGGCCGGGUGGAGGGAGGCGAUCGAAGCGGCGGCUCCUGCCAAGGCGCCGCUCGACGAUGCGCCCGGAGCUCCGCGGCGCGCUCCGGCUGCUCCAGCUGCUGUGGUGGCCCCUGGACCUCUCGACGGCAGGCAGUCAGGCGGGGGACGGUUGUGGUCAUUCAGUGCUCACAUCAUACAGUGGGACUUUGUCUUCCAAGAACUUUCCAGGCACGUAUCCAAACUUCACUUCUUGUGAGUGGCAAAUUCACGGAGCGGCAGGGAGCCCCCUCAGCCUGGCAUUUGGAGACAUGGAUAUCGAAGCUUCUGAACAAUGCAAAUAUGGCUUCUUGUUGCUUUCAUCUCCUUCUGAUGGUUCCAGCUUUGGUCCAUUCUGUGGCAGUGCAUAUCCUCCUCACUCAGUCAUGGUGAUGAAUUCCAGCUCCAUAACUGUCUUAUUCAACAGUACAAGACACCGCUCAGGUCGUGGCUUCCUUCUUUCUUACGCCAGCGGCAACCGGUCAGAUUUAAUUUCAUGCUUGCAAAAAGGCAUCCAUUAUAACACAGAAGAAAUCAGAGUUUAUUGUCCUGCGGGCUGCAAGGGAGUGGAGAGUGACAUCUGGGGAAAUGUGAACCAAGGAUACAGAGAUACAUCUGUUCUUUGCAAAGCAGCUGUCCAUGCUGGUGUGAUCUUGGACGAGCUGGGAGGACCAAUCGUCAUAUCGCAAGAGAAAGGAGUCACUCUUUACAAAUCCAGUGUUGCAAACGGACUGCAUUCGAAAAGGGGAUCAUUAUCAGAAAAACGGCUUAUCUUUCACAAAGACUGUGCCAGGGCUUUGGAAGUUGCCAGUUUCAACGCUUCCUCCUGCUGGCAUGAACAGAGUAUUCUGGGGGACCAUCACACUUGGGCCGCCGAGCGAGCAGCAUUGGCUAUUGAUGGUCCUUCUUGGGCAGCAGAUCACAACUCUGCAAACGAGUGGCUGGAAAUAGAUUUGGGUGGAAAGAGGAACAUCACAGGAAUUGUCACCAAGGGGUCUUCCCAUAAAUACAACUACUACGUCAAAUCCUACCAGGUUCAGUUCAGCAGAGAUGGCAAGAACUGGAAGACCUACAAAUCUGGCAGCACCAAAGAGGAAAAGAUCUUCGAAGGCAACAGCAACAACUACCAGGAAGUCUCCAACGCCUUUAUCCCACCCAUCCUGGCCCGUUACCUGCGCGUUGUACCCCAGAGCUGGAACCAGAGAGCCGCUCUGAAAGUAGAGGUGCUGGGAUGCCAAACCCUUCGCCAGAAAUACAUUGAGACUGAAGGCCAAAAUAACCCAAAAGUGUUCCUUGGUGUGACCAGCACCCCAACCACUUUCACAACGAUCCCAGGAAUCAUGAUCAAUCCAGAGAGAACAGGUCCUCCAUUACUGGCGAUGCUCCUAGUUGGAGGUUCACUCUUGAUUGCCGCAACUGUCUUGCUGCUGGUCUUUCUCUGUUAUAAGAAGAGGAAGGCACCAACCCAGAAUGAUGGCAGCUUUAUAAAAGGUUACUUGAUAGCAGAAGCCAGCCAGGUAUGUUCCAGGGGGAACUUGCAACUGUCUGCCUCUGAAAUUGCCUCCUUUCCUGGGCCAGCAACGCCGGUAGAUCUUACAGGCGCUCAGUCACCAGAGUAUGCUGAGCCAGACCUGGUCCAAGUCAGCCCUGGCUGCCAGGCGGCCCCAUCCACCUUCAAGCCAGCCAUGGACGAAGGUUACACGCUCCCCCUGGUGGUGAAUCCUUACGAUGUUCCAGGCAAGCAACAUGAGUAUACGGAGCCUUUGCCCCUGGAACCGGAGUACGCCACCCCGUUCGUGGAGCAGCCUGCAGAUCUGGGGAGAGGCCCUUGCAGGACAAACCUCGGUGUCCAAAUGCUCCCUUUCUCUGAAAGUCGGGGGGGCUGCCUAGCUCCACCGGGCCUCCACAAAUCUUCACUGCAAUAUGACUUCCCAACUCAGUGUCCGGCAGAGAAGCCGGAGAUCCAAGCAGGUGACACUGCCCAACAGGAAAGAUCUAUCCGAACUGAUCUUGGCUGCCUUCCUCCUCCUCCUCCUCCUCCUCUUCCAAGCGAAUGGACUCCAAACCACGGAGAUAAAGCCCGUACAGCCUCAUUUCAGGGCCGCCAUUUCCAACAGAGAAAUCCCCCCUAUGAACACGUCUAUCACAAACCCUUGUGAAUCCUGCAGGAAGAAAAAACCUUCCCAGCAGGCUGCGGUGAAAAAGGCGGUCCCCUCUUGUAGGACCCAAACUGACAUGAUCUAUCACAGUCCUUCCAUGUUGUAGACAAAGGUCUGGCCAAGCAAUUGAUACCCAGUCUUUUUUUUCUUUUUUUUUAAAGCAAGGAUGCUCCAGUAGAUAAAGCUGGGGCCUUCUUUCUAUGGGGCGGCACGGUGGCUCAGCGGUUAAGACGCUGGGUUUGUUGGCCAGAAAGUCGGCAGCCCAGGUUCGAGACCCGAGCAUCAUGCAACGGAGGGAGUUCCCGUUCUUGCUCCAGCUCCUGCCAACCUAGCAGUUCGAAAGCAUGCAAAUGCAAGUAGAUGAAUAGGUACCACUUCGGUGGGAAGGUAACCGCACUCUGUGACAUCAUGCUGGUCACAUGAUUUGGGAAACAUCUUCGGACAGCGCUGGCUCAGUGGCCUUGUAAUAGAGAUUUCCCCCCCCCCCCGCCCUACAGUUGGCAAUGACUAGCAGAGUAAAAUCUGCAGGGACUCUGUUAUCUUUACCUUCUUUCUAUGAAAUCUGCAUUCAGCAUCUUGCUGUGCUCCUAGAAUGACCUAGAUGUUUUGCAAAGAACAAAAUGUCACCAUCUUUCCUUCGAUGUGCAAACAUCCGCCAGUAAAGGGAUUAAAAAAAUCUUUACUUUAUGGGGCUGAUGAUAAAAUUGCGUUUUCCAGUUAGACUGGUAUGGAGAACACAAGUCAACCAGACAAAGGCACACAGGUUUUCCUCCCCAUAUAUCUUGCUCUACCUCCAAGGAUUUUCCCUCUGAGGACACUGCCUUACUCCACCUAACAACAGGGUCAGCUGAUACAUCUACAAAGAACAAUCCUUCAUUGGAUCCAUGCUUACUUUCCCUGCCCAAGCUGGGGAACUUUCUAACUGAGUCUCGGGUUGUUAAACUCAUGAGAAUGACAAAUAUUCCAACAAUCCUUGCUUGCCUGCCCUGUAGUCCAAAAACAACUGUUGGGAACGGGGUGUGUAGAAUUGCGUUUAUAAUUUCUUUUGGCUGCAUUGCAGAUAUGAUUAUUGUUAAGAACACACGUACAACAUGUUAUGAGAUUCCCAGAUGAAGGAGAAGAGCAAAACUUCAUUCAGCAGAACUCAUUAAACCUACUUUCUAUUCCUA
This is a messenger RNA of Ahaetulla prasina, 3394 nucleotides long. RefSeq names its product discoidin, CUB and LCCL domain-containing protein 1-like. Lineage: Eukaryota; Metazoa; Chordata; Lepidosauria; Squamata; Colubridae. The record is from RefSeq and is a predicted model, not a curated record. Bases 108 to 2225 code for a protein of 705 amino acids. The transcript has 15 exons.